AUGCUAAUUCAGACUAAGAUUAUCUUUUUCUUAAACUUGGUUUUAACAUACUCCCUAUUAAUCAGCACUAAAAGUAGUGGAUCAAGAUCUUCAUUUAGUAGAAGUAGCUACAGAUCCUCUUCUUUUUCAACCUCUUACUACACUUACUUCAAUUUUUAUACAAAUACUUACAGUUACAGAGCUAUCGGUACUCAAGAUGGUUGGUGGUGGAUCAUCUUUGCGAUACUAACAGGAUUUAUGCUGUUGAUAUGCAUAUUUAUUUGGUCGAUUGCUAGAUGUAUGGGAGUACAUUUUUGCGCAAUAUUCUAGAGUUUGUUCCUGUGUAAAUGCUCUUAAUAUAAAUAAAUAGAUGCAAGAUAUAAGGAAGCAAUAGCACAUAAUAACCGAUAAUAACCUUAAUAGUCGGAAGCAGAUAAUGAUCUUAGAGUAAUGUAGUAAUAAGCUGCUAGUGAUAAUGGAAUUUAUCAAAUGAAUAGUGUGCUGGGUCAUCAACCUGUCAUUAAUCAAAAUUAGAAUUAUCCAAAUAGCAUUCAAGGAUAUCCUAAAGUUGAUCAUGAUCCAUUUUAUUCUGCUAGAUUAUAAGCGACUCAUGAUCAGAGUAUACUUGUAAAUUAAACGAUCAUUUAAGCACCUCCUAUAAGUUACACUUUUAACCCAUAACCUCAAUAAUUAGUUUACUAGCAGCCAGUUAUCUAUUAACCUCAAGAAUAUCCUAUCUAACAGCCACCCUAAUUUGAUCCUAAUUAACAGUAGCCAUAAUUAAUGCAAAACUAGCCAAUGUAUGACCCUAAUUAAUAGUAUGCUGCUGGCUACCCUCAAUAAUAACCUACAGGAUAUGUUCCCUCAGGAUACGGAUACCCUCCCCCUUAGUGA
Molecule: messenger RNA, 873 nt
Organism: Stylonychia lemnae
Lineage: Eukaryota; Ciliophora; Spirotrichea; Sporadotrichida; Oxytrichidae
Source: the annotation of a GenBank genome assembly